AUGCUGGCAAGAUUGCCAACUCUUGACAGCAGAUCAAUGGGAAACCAUCCAAACAUAUGUCCCCUCUGUAUGUCUCAUCCUGAGUCACAUGACCACAUCUUCCUUAAUUGCUGUUUUACCUCCCUAAUUUGGAGAUUCAUUAAAGAUCGAUGCCAAUUCUACACUUCAAUUACAAAUUGGGAGGAGCUCAUACAGUAUAUUAGCGUGAGAUGGAAAGCAAAAUCGGUUCCUAAUCUUCUAAGAAAAGUUUGCUUCUCAGCCAUGAUGUAUCAUACCUGGGAAGAAAGAAACAAGAGGAUUUUCAAAAAGAAGAAAUCAUCACAGAAGGUUGUUCUUGCUCGAAUCUGCUCCACCAUCACUACAAUUCUAAUGUUGGGCUUUCUUCAAGACUGCUCUACGGCUAGGAAAAUUCUUUCAGAAUGGAAUCUAUCCCUCUCUUGCUGCAGACCCCCUCCUCGUCCGCCGGAUACUACCAAUCGCCGGCUCAAUGCCGGAGCCUAA
Cornus florida is the source of this 501-nucleotide messenger RNA. RefSeq lists its product as uncharacterized. The transcript has a single exon. The record is from RefSeq and is a predicted model, not a curated record. Bases 1 to 501 code for a protein of 166 amino acids. NCBI's taxonomy places the organism in Eukaryota, Viridiplantae, Streptophyta, Magnoliopsida, Cornales, Cornaceae.